AUGAAAUUUACCAGCUGGCCCGAGCCACCAAUUCAAAAGAGUUACAAUCCACCAGAGAUUCCAACAAAACUCAGAUGUUUUGGACUAGGCUACACAGUCAACAAUGGAAACCCAAAACUUGAUAUUCCCCGCAAGGCUCUUGAUAAGGAUAAAAUGAAGGAGUGUAUUGAGAACUCCUUUAAACUCUUUUUGAAAGCUUUAAAAACACUUGAUGGGUCAAUUUUAAACGAGAUCAGAGACAUACAUACGCAUAUUAAUGAAGAGAUAAACAAAGCAAUUGCAUUUGAAGAUGAGGGCGGCAUUAAAGAAGCAAAAAAUAGGAAAGUAUCUAUGAAAAACGAGAUUCUAGACAGAAUUCAAAGAAUAAUCAAUUGA
This is a messenger RNA of Vittaforma corneae ATCC 50505, 375 nucleotides long. RefSeq lists its product as uncharacterized. The record is from RefSeq and is a predicted model, not a curated record. Bases 1 to 375 code for a protein of 124 amino acids. The transcript has a single exon. NCBI's taxonomy places the organism in Eukaryota, Fungi, Microsporidia, Nosematidae.